UCUGUCACAGCUCUUCUGGACUUUACUCUGAGCAGGGUCAAAUCUCGCAAAAUGGAUAUGAAGCUGUUUGCAGUCUUGGCUGCGCUCACGUUGAUGAUAUAUGUGCCUCCAUCACAAGCAAAGCCCAUAAGUCUGGUGGAGAGAUGCUACUGUCGUUCAACAGUCAACAGCCUCCCACGAGGCUACAUCCGAGAGCUCAGGUUCAUCCACACGCCAAACUGCCCCUUCCAAGUGAUUGCCAAGCUGAAGACAAACAAAGAGGUGUGUCUGAAUCCAGAAAUCCCGUGGCUGCAGCAGUACCUGAAGAACGCCAUCAAAAAAAUGAAGAAAUCCAAACGGAGCAACUAAAACUUCCUGCCGAGAUCCUCCUGAGCCAUUGAGGGUUUGAAGUAUCGCAGCUAUUUAACAUGUGAAAUGAGAUCAUCUGGUAUGUCGAACAGCACUUAUCCCGGCUGGCUGCCACGCUGCGGCCUUUUGCAUGAAAUUAAUCUACAAUCCUUCAUCGUGAACAUCAAUCCACCAGCUUCGCCGCCGUCCUCAACAUCACGUCCUCACAACUUAUAGAGAUCGUAGACAUUAUUAGUGCAAUGUGCAAUUAUAUCUGUGAGUGUAUGUUUUUCUAACUGUAAUGUAGAUGCUUUUUUGUUAAUGGACAUCAACAGCAAAGAGCUACUUUUUUAAAGAGAUUAUCACAUCUCUCUAGCCUCUGUGUCAUUUAAGAAAAAGGAUUGACUGCGGGGUCAAAGUGUUAAAGGGAGGGAGGUGAUGGUCAGCAGGGGGAUUUUCUCCACAACAAACAAGAGUUAACAUCCCACUUGCAUGUAUCAGAGUCCUUUCCUAUUCUAAACAGAAAAUAGAUUAUAUCUCAUCCUAUGGGCUCUGCUUGACAUGAUCGUCUCUGAUUAUAAAUUGUAAAAAAAUUGACAACAAUGUAAAGCUUCUGUUCUAAAAACAUGCAGAGCUGCAGACUUUGCCAAGUCGUAUUUCAUGUUUCAAGUUAAUUGGUGCUGUGGAAUUUCAAUGGGUGCCAGUUACCCCCAGACUGAAUGUAAGAUGUAUAAAAUAUCCUAGUAAAAAUGGCUAUUACAAUGUUUUUGUGAUGGAAAUUAGGAUGCCAGAAGAGCUGGAGCAUUUCCUGAGCUGUUCUGUGGCUGUGAUUAUGUUACCCAACAUGACUGCAUUUUUCAUUCUAAAAGAAAAGCUGAACAUCUGGAUUUCAAACCUGUUUUAAUUGAACGACCAUUGAGUCGAAAUUUACUGGAAUCAUAAAACUGUGUCGCUUAACAAGAGAAGUUAAGAACAAAUGGUGACACUCACCAAUCACAGUAAGCUGCCUUACCAAAUCAGUGGAAAAGAACACAUGUCAGCUGAAUUCUAAAUUAAAUAAACCUUUAGGAUGAAUGUCCAUUUCAAAAAAGGAUAUACUGCAAUUUGAAUAACAGUUACCAGAUCAGAAGUUAAACACAAUGUUAUACUGAGAGCCACCGUAGAAAAAGUAUACUAUUACUGACAAUAAAUAGAUGUGACUACCUAUGACUGUCAUGCAGAUAGCAAAGCACUUUAUAUCUGAUGUAUUCAUGUUUUAACAACAACAUUUACUAAGUUUGAUCAUUAAAUUCUGUCUUUUUUAUGUUAAUCAUGCUGUUUGCAUUCUGUUCUUUUUGAUCAUUGAAUGUGUAGCUGCAUUUAACUGUUAAAGCCUGGAGAUCCUUUCAUAUAUUCAUUUUAAUCUCCUUAUCACCUGUACAAUUAAUAUUAUACAAAUGUUUUAUUUUUGUACUCAUUUAUGCAUUUAUAUAUUAAAUCUAAACAUUAAAAUGAAGGCAAUGUAUUCUCACAAUUGAGUCUCACAGCCAAAGUUUUAUUGUAAAACUGGUUGGUCAGUAAAAAAAUAAAUAAAUCUUUGUAAUCCUUA
This is a messenger RNA of Anoplopoma fimbria (sablefish), 1915 nucleotides long. It is a transcript of the gene cxcl12a, whose product is annotated as chemokine (C-X-C motif) ligand 12a (stromal cell-derived factor 1). NCBI's taxonomy places the organism in Eukaryota, Metazoa, Chordata, Actinopteri, Perciformes, Anoplopomatidae. The transcript is spliced from 4 exons. Gene Ontology annotation, cellular component: extracellular region. Gene Ontology annotation, molecular function: chemokine activity; chemoattractant activity. Gene Ontology annotation, biological process: defense response; immune response; chemokine-mediated signaling pathway. The coding region runs from base 52 to 348 and encodes 98 amino acids. The record is from RefSeq and is a predicted model, not a curated record.